CCCCCCAGGGAGCAUCCUGGGGAAAAGGGUCUUGCCCAGGGACCCAGAGUGACAGUCUGUGGGAUUCAAACCGGGGAACUUGCAGCCGUCCCAGGACGCAAGCGACCUGAAGGCAACCAGGCCAACACCGCCACAUGCAAAGACGCACGACAAGCUGUUAAGUUCAUCGCCUGCCAUGAGGAACCAUCCCCUCCCCCUCGUCUUCGUGUGCCUGCUUUCCAUCAGGGGUCCACUGCCCUCUGCAUGUGCAGGCACCGGGAUGCCUCCUAAUGGCCCCAUCCUUCCCACAGAGGACUACGAUCGUUUGGACGAAGACACCACCGUGGCCCCGGUCAGACAGUCCACACAUGCCGGACCCCUCCAGCGGUGCGACUACCAUCCCUGCCGUGAGAAGCAGACCCUCUGUGAGGUCCUCGCUGCCUCCUCCGGCUGCCUGUGCCCGGGCCUCACGCUGCACGACCGACGUCCAGAACCCCCCGAGCUGAGGUCGGUGUCCUGGAACGGCUCGGCGGUUGUAGUUCGGUGGUGUGCACCGAAUUCCCACGUCAAAAAUUACGUCGUGACAAUCGGCGGCGAGGAGAUGCCAUUGUUGGCAAAUGAUAGGAGGAGCGUCGCACUGGAGCAGAUAGACGGCAAAGCGGAGGUGUGUGUGACUGCUCUGAACAACGCCGGGGGAAGCGAGCGGUCCUGCAUGGAGUACCAGCCGAGCAGCAGCAGCCUGCCGCUGACCGCGGGCCUCAUCGGGGGGGCCCUGGGCCUCCUGCUGCUAAUUCUGCUGGUCGCUCUGCUGUGCAGGCGCAGGAGGCUAAAGAAGCAGGAGACCAGACACGUAUGAAGAACGGAGCAGAGAGUCACGACCAGGCAAACAAAAAAAACGCUUUCAGAACGUCUGCGUGUCUCAAGGAAGGAGGAAACAGGGUUCAUUGACUCCUUUUUCAUAUCUAGCUGGUUACAUUCAUCUCAACACUUGGUUUAUUCGUGGAAGCUGAGGAAAAACUGAUUUAAACUCGAGCUGAAUAAAAGUUACUAUUAUGGACAGAAGAAACAGGAAUGAGAAAAAUAGUUUUCCAUUAAUGUUUAACUAAUCCCGUUUAACCUACAUUAAGGUAAAACCAGCGUGCGGAAUGAAAACUGUACCUUUUCCACUGGGAGGUCUUCAUUACAUAUCAAGACAACAGAAAAAAAAAAUCAGGAGAUUUAUAUUUAUUUCUCAGGAUUAGAUUAAAAAUUAUAUUAAAAAAAAAAAUCUAUGACAGCUUUCAUCCGACAGAAUUAAGGAAAACAAUCUGCAAACUAAUAUCUAUUCACGAACGUCUGAACCGAGCGAUGAAAAACACGCACAGUCACAGAAACAUCUCACAGCUGAUUAAAAAAGCUGGUUCUCGCCACAGCCCAAAGGUUUGGGUUUGGCAGCCUAAUUUUGAUCUUAUCUCUACUUAUAGAGAAGGGGGAAAAAAAAAUACAGAUGACCAGUCCUGAGCCAUCGGCUUUCAGCGCCAGAACCGCCACAAUAGAACUGAAACCAGGGCCUCACUGAACCGCAGCUCCAGUAGGUUAAAGCUCAGAUCUGAUGGAUUCGUGUGCAUCGGUUUACUUUAUUUAAACUUGAAUGUCCCUUGUAGUUUAUUAAGAUACAGCUUCUUUUCAGCAACGCAUGUAAGUAUCAAAGAUUUUAUACACAAAAGCACCAACUUCAAACCAUAUAACAGCAUAAUUAAAAACCCUUGAGAUAUUAAAGGAGAACAAUCCUUAACGUUUAAUAAAAAAAAAGAAAUGAAAACAGUGAUACUGUUUUGUUCAGUGCCAAGUUUCAUAAUAAACAUAAACGUAUGAGCUUUCUUUUCCUAACUGAUAAAAAUGUCCAGUUGACCAACCCCGCUGUAAAAGCAUAACCCCGCCCUGAGACACAUUUUGAACAAUGCCACCAAAGUGGGCAGUGCCAGGAGACCCAAAGGGGCGGGGCUAAGUGUAGGGAAGGUUCAACUCGCCAAGGGGGCGUGUGUCUGGCUGCGAUGAUGAAAGCGUGUACCAAUUUGAACCAAUGGGGAAAAUUCAACUGCAGUAGCCACCGUUCAACCCUAAGAGGGCAGCACUGAGACGCUUUUUCAAAUCCUGCGGAACUAAACCAGCUCACAUGAACAUGUACAAGAGAAAUAUGCAUGGUAACUUUAAAGUAGCACCCUCAGGCCCAGUUUAUGCAGUUUAUCUGCAAAAAAAA
Fundulus heteroclitus (mummichog) is the source of this 2218-nucleotide messenger RNA. RefSeq names its product leucine-rich repeat neuronal protein 4. The transcript has 2 exons. Gene Ontology annotation, molecular function: protein binding. Bases 176 to 835 code for a protein of 219 amino acids. Lineage: Eukaryota; Metazoa; Chordata; Actinopteri; Cyprinodontiformes; Fundulidae. The record is from RefSeq and is a predicted model, not a curated record.